CCUUGGGUCUCGCGAUAUCUGGUCGCUCACCUAUGGAAAUACACCUGUGACAAUCCCACCAACCCCACUCACCCUUGCGGGUGGGCACAGUCAUUGGGCACCACUUCUGGAAGGGGUCUCUCUCCAUUGGGUCUCGCGAUGGAUACCUUGUUCCUCAGGUCCACGGUCCUCCACGUUUUCUGCCAAGUGACCUGGAAUGCUUAUUUGCAUCAGCAGAAACAAACAAUGCGCCUGCCUUCCGAAUUCUGGCAGGGGGAAAGGUGGCCUUCUCGGACGUGGACCCUGAUCUUAUUAUUUUAGAAGAUACGUUUGGGAAGGACACUCACAGACUGGAGAGGUGGGAUGACUAGACAGACACGCAAACCGUGCGUAGAAUGGCCCUGUUUGUGUGACAGCACCUUACCCUGGAUAGUUGCAGCUCGCAUUGUCUGAGAGAGAAGCUGGGAGGCAUUUAAGGAGGAGGAGCAAUAGGCAUACACAGAUGGAAUACACAACUGGGGAGAACGUGGCCUGAUAUGAGUGCAGACACAUUUCUUUAUGACUGAGUUACAGAUGCUGCAUGGAUGCCCUGGUUUGUGGGCUUGAACACAUACUUGCUAUUCCCAGGAGAUAUCUGCGUGACAAGGCCCAGGACCCCCACGGGGGCUGGAUCAGAGGAAACCAACCCCGGGAGAUGACACAGCCUCCUAGGAUGAAGCGUCACUCUGCGUGAUCCCUAAGUUGAACUCCAUACCGCCACAGUACACAUUUACUAUUGCAUCAUCCAGAAGGAUACGCCCGCACCACCCUGAGCGACCUCAGUCAGUUCAAACUUCUCUACCAGAUUCUGGAGGGAGGACAGCACCACAGGCAGGAGAGCAGAGCCGGAGAGGACCAGCGGACAGUCACAGUGCCCAGAACAACCAAAGGAGUCACCCUGUCCCGAUCAGCACAGCCCCAGAGUCCAGUCGCCAUGGCCUCUGCAGAGUAUGUGCUCUGUGGCUGGAAGGGCCAGCUGUGGCCUGCGAGGGUGUUGUCCAGACCCAGGACCCUAGCCCAUAGUAAGAGGAGAGGGGCGCCCUUCCUGGAGGUCCAAAUACUGCCUGCGGGUGAGAAGACUAGAGUGAGGAGCACCGAGGUGAGGCCCCUAACCAAGUCUGAAAUCAUAAGCAUCGCCUCCUUGGCAGGAAAGAAGUCACAGGGCAGUGGCUCGCCAGGGCAGACCAGGGCAUACAGGAGAGCCCUCAAGGUGGCCCUGGAUGUUCUGGGCGAGGGAACCAGCUUGUUUCAAGGACGAAGAGCAGGCGGCCGAAGAACCAGCACCGUGGCUCCAAAGGUUCCGAAAGAGCAGGCCAGUUCCAGCAGCUCCAGCCGAGGCCAGUGCCCACGCCUGCGCCUCCAAGUGAGCAACCAGAAAGGCCCAGGGCUCUCCCAGGGGAGUCCUGGGAAGCGGGGCCGCCCCCCGGGUCCUGUGCUGAUGGGCUCACAGAAUGUGCCUGCAGUGCAAGGGGGGGAAGCCCAGGCCCACACUGCUGUAGGGCCCCCUGGCUUUGAAAUGCAAGGAAAUGUGUUAAGAGGCACCAGAGUGUGGCCAAGUUACUCUGAGGCACCUUUGGGGAAUGCUGGUGGUAAUCCAGGGAAGAGAAAGCCAGGCACAUCCAAGCUCAGGUCUUUGCAUGCCCCAGCCUCCAGGGAGGGUACCCGGGCUAAAAACGAGCAGCAGGUUGCCUCUGGGCCACCGAGGCGCAUCUCUAUCUCACCCAAAGCUCUCAAAGGAGUUCGGUGUGCUGACCUAAAGAUCCGGGCAAUUGGAGCUCAAAGGAAGACCGCCCUCCCAGAGAACAAGGACCAUCCUGGACCCGGGACCCCGAAGCCAGACUCAAAGGGAGCAUUGGCAGCCUGCAUGCCUCCAAUCCCGAGGCUGCGAAGGUCACGUCGCAUAGCUAGUCGAAAAAGGAAGAUCCGUGUGCCGUGUGCACAGUGCGGGCUCCCAGAAUGGGAACCCCAAGUGCACUCAAAGGUGACUAACACCAGGUUCAAGAGGAGAGGGGCUGGAGUUCAAAAAGAUGCCCAAGCCACCAACGUGGCUUCUGCCCAGGGGCCCAGUACCAUUGAGCAAGGAUCGCUGGUCUGGUUCAAAUUUCAGGACCUUCCUUUCUGGCCAGCGGUGGUCAAGAGUGUCAGCAUAAACGACCAGGUGGCGAGGGUGCUGUUGAUCGAGGGCAACAUGCAGUUUGAGCGCAGGGGUAUCCGUGCCCCUCUCCGAAAGUUGAAGCACCUGGACUGUGGGGAGAAAAUAUCACUCGUGAGGAGAGCCAGCAGACUGUACGCCCAGGGCAUCAACUGGUGCUUCUCAGUGAUCGACCACUACAGAGAGGGCCUCGCCUGUGGCUCCGUCUUGGGCUCCUUUAUGGACUAUUACACCACCCAAGCCAGUUACCCGCUAAGGAGAGCCGUCCAGGAGGGCGACCUGCACAUCGAUUUCCCCAAGGUGAGCUAUGCCGACUUGGAAGAUUGGGAGGAGGAGACUGCCCUGGGUGGAAAGGGGCCCCUCAAGAAACUCCUGCCUGACCGCACGAGGGCCGCUUGGGACAGAGCCAACCAGAAGCUCGUGGACUUCAUCGUGAAGAGAAAGGGGGCCGACCAGCACCUGCUGGACAUCGUGAAGGGCAGAAAACCAUCCAGGUGGCUGGACGAACUUUGGAAGUCAAAGAGGGAAGUCCUCUGCAUUGAGACCUACCUGGAAGACGAGGACCAGCUGCAUCUCGUGGCCAGACAUUUACAAGAAAUAGCCAAGGAAGCAGACGAGGCCCUACUCUCGAGGGCAAGAGGAGACAGAGUGCGGUUUACCAUGGAGGUUCUUCUUCCAGAAGCAAUCAUCUGCUCCAUCGCUGCCCUGGAUGAGCUCAGCUACAAGGAAGCAGAAGAGAAGUACCUGCGUGGCCCACCCUUGCACUACCGUGAGAAAGAGCUAUUCGACAAGACUGUCUUAAAGGUGGCCAGGAAGAGGUCAGCAGCCAGGAUUCAAGCUGCCAGGGACCCUCCUGUGCCCACUCCUUAGAAGGGGGCGUCGUCCUCCUUUCAGCUGUCACCCCUGAGGCUCCCAAGACAGGAGACAGGAAGUGCCUCCAAACUGGAACAUCUGGGAGAUCUUGAGGGGUGCGCUAUGGCUGCUGUUGUAGAAAUUUAAUCAAGCCGGGAUGCUUCAUAAAAAAUGCCAGAAAGCAGGAGGUCCACUUAUCCUUAAGAUAAAGAGGUUUUACAAGAGUUCACAAAAUAAACACCCAUCCCCAAGGAAUGCAGCUUCCUAAGGACAUCUCCGGGGGAGCAGAUCUCCCCCACCCCUCCUGCGAGUCACAGGUGUGUUAUCCUAACCUGGAGGAGAAAAGUCAAUAGAAACUAAAGAACAAUGAACAAGAUAAAGUAUAACUCGCUCUGUGUUGUAAUCUGUAACUAGCCCCCC
Mastomys coucha (southern multimammate mouse) is the source of this 3442-nucleotide messenger RNA. Its product is annotated as PWWP domain-containing DNA repair factor 3A-like. The record is from RefSeq and is a predicted model, not a curated record. NCBI's taxonomy places the organism in Eukaryota, Metazoa, Chordata, Mammalia, Rodentia, Muridae. The transcript has 7 exons. Bases 953 to 3040 code for a protein of 695 amino acids.